GGAAGUGGCUGCGGUCUGUGACGCUACAGCUAGCUUGAUGCUAGCGUGAAAAUCACCACGAUCACUAGUGAAGGACGGUGAGAAGCUCAGCGGCCGUCCGGGACACUUUCCACCCUUUUCCACGGUCUCACCCGGUUAAGGGCCCAGCAGCAGGUGAGAUUCCUGGGCCAACAAAAAAAGCCUCUGGCCAUGUCGGGACAGAAGAAAGUCGCUGCAGCACGGCUGCUUAAAUGUGCCUUCUGCAGAACCAACAGAGACAAGGAGUGUGGCCAGUUGCUGCUGUCUGACAGCCAGAAGGUGGCAGCCCACCAUAAGUGCAUGCUGUUCUCCUCUGCUCUGGUCACGUCUCACUCAGACAGUGAAAACAUCGGCGCAUUCUCUGUUGAGGAUGUGAAGAAGGAGAUCAAGAGGGGGAACAAACUGACGUGUUCUUCUUGUCACCGGCCGGGUGCUACUAUCGGCUGCGACGUGAAGACCUGUCGGAGGACGUAUCACUAUUACUGUGCCCUAAAGGACAAAGCUCAAAUCAACGAGAAUCCCUCACAAGGGACCUACAUUGUUUACUGUCGCAAACACCGAGAUGAUUCUCUGGACGACGUUGAAGCAGAUGAAGAGGGAGGUGUGGCCAAUGAGUCCGACUCGUCACCUCCACAGAGCAGAGGCAGAGGAAGGUUUGAGAAGGUGAGAGCCAGAGCGGGCUCUCGUGGCCAAUCGGAAGACACCCGCUCCACCUCCUCACAGGCUGCAGACGAGGAGAGCUCCUCCCAUCGGGACAGGUCACCUCUCCGGACCAGCCAAGGAGAUGGCGGCCAGCGCUGUGGCUUUUGUCAUGCUGGUGAGGAAGAGAACACAACGAGGGGCAUGCUUCACAGCGAUAACUCCAAGAAAGUGGCUGCACACUACAAGUGCAUGCUUUUUUCAUCGGGGACAGUCCAGCUGACGACAACAUCGCGCGCUGAGUUUGGAAACUUUGAAGUUAAAACAGUCAUCCAGGAAAUCAAGCGAGGGAAAAGAAUGAAAUGUACUCUGUGCACUCAGCUGGGAGCCACCAUUGGCUGUGAAAUCAAAGCAUGUGUGAAGACCUACCACUAUCACUGCGGCCUGCAGGACAAAGCCAAGUACAUCGAAAACAUGGCCCGCGGCAUCUACAAACUGUACUGUAAGAACCACAGUGGGAAUGAGGAGAGGGAUGAGGAAGAUGAGGAACGAGAGAAUCGCAGCAGAGAGAGGGCAGCUAGCGACCAUGGAGGAACACCGGCAACGCAAGUGAACGGCAAUUAGGUAGUUCUGAUGGAUGUGAUGUUUGGAGAGAACUGCAGAGCUCACAAGCGAGGGAGAGAUAUUUUUUAUACUGAAUCUUAGCCUACUCACAAAGUCGUGGUCUUCAGCUCCCACGAGUCCUUCACACAAUUUCUUCCAGUAAACGGACUCGAUGUCCCCAGCGUGCAACAGACGUGUUCUUUGUGAAAUCCUGUUUUGAGUUGUCUGGACGAGCUUUUCACAGGCCGGUGGAACUGAGCAGAGCGGGGGCUAGCAUGGCUAAACUUUAGCGAGAGUAUGAUGGACUCAGUCUCAAGAACCCGAACAAUUGCAGUGAAUAAGAGCUGAAGUUUUGAUUGUCACUCAGUGCCCAUGUCCCCACAGAUUACAUGACCCACACUUACUGAAAGUGGACACAUUCUUCCUAUUCCUUAGCUUCUGAAGGACUCACUUUUAAGAGGGGUCUGUUUGUUACUAGUCUCACUAUGAAGUUGUGCCGUUUGAUUACCUUGUUUCUGUAAUCAUGUCUUAAGAAUACUCUUCAUGUUAGCCUUUCUUUCUUGAUAUGUAAUAUUUUGCUACUGUACUAUUAUCAUCAUGAGUCAUAUUGGAUAUCUGGAUUUCGGACAGUCACUAUUACAAGUUUUGCCAGCAUGCACUUGGAUUUACCCACUGUUAAAGGUGGCAUUUUUUUUAUUUAGCUGUUAAAGGGCAAAGUAGAGCUCUUUAGAAGAGUUGGCUUGACUUUGUUUGAUGUACUGUUGACUUGUAUCUCUACAAAUGUAUCCAUGAAUGAUUGGAAAUAGAAAAUAUUUUUAUUUUACACA
Pleuronectes platessa (European plaice) is the source of this 2087-nucleotide messenger RNA. It is a transcript of the gene phf6, whose product is annotated as PHD finger protein 6. The transcript is spliced from 11 exons. Gene Ontology annotation, cellular component: nucleus. The record is from RefSeq and is a predicted model, not a curated record. The coding region runs from base 190 to 1281 and encodes 363 amino acids. Lineage: Eukaryota; Metazoa; Chordata; Actinopteri; Pleuronectiformes; Pleuronectidae.